Messenger RNA from Paramuricea clavata, 7720 nucleotides. Lineage: Eukaryota; Metazoa; Cnidaria; Anthozoa; Malacalcyonacea; Plexauridae. The record is from the annotation of a GenBank genome assembly.
GCCUGAUCAAAUUUCACUUGCAGGCUAUGCCACCGCCCUCAAAAAAUUGAAAAGAAAGCGAGACAUUCAGGUGAAAUCGUUCGUGUUUUAGCCAAGAAAAGUGGGAAAAUCGGCGCUCGAUCGCAGCGGUAAGUGUUCAUUAUUUAUCUCCAGGUUCUCUCGAAGCGCUGGGACGUGUGCGAUUUCGCGUAGAACUACGAAAAGCUCGUUUCAAAGCGCCUUCAAAUCGAAGCGUCCAUAAUUGAUUUUACUGUUUACAUCGCCUCUUGUGUAAGACAACGAGUCGUUUCAAGAUCUCGUUACAGAUUUAACCGAUCUUCCUACGAAAUAUUGUACACCAGAGAACGCUUUUUACAUAUAUGAACUCAAGAAAAUGUUCAAAACCUUUUAAAGACGAGAAUUCUGUGCUUAUUGUUGUGUACCAGUUUAGCGACUAUCAACAUUCUUAUUUUAACUGCGCGUUAACCGCAAAUUUUGAAUGAAAUCGCUCGAUUUUUUUUGUUCUUUGCCACGUUAACAGGUCGGAUCUUAUACGUCUGAAAUUAUUGGGAUUUUAAAAAACAUUUUUAGUGCUUAGAAUCACAAAAUUAUAAUAUACUUUUGAACACGUUUGAAGCACAAAUCACCCCAAUAUAAUGUAUGUAAUAUUUAUACUAAAAUACCCUCAAAAACUACGGUUCUCUUUUCUUUAUAAGUAACUAGGUCAUGAACACGAAUUCCAGUAGACUGUCGUUGGGUUUUGCUUUUAAAAUUUCUGGACAAAUAAGGUUUGAAUCAAGUGUUUGAAAGAAUUCUAGAUGUUUUGCUAAACGGAAGCUGCAUGUCUAGUGACUCUGUAUAAUGCCGGAUAUAUAUUAAAUAUGUGCCGUUUUAGGUUCUGAAAUAGCGCUCUCUUUCAUAAAAGUAUAAACGGAGGCAUUUUUUAGCAUAUCCUGAAAGAAUAUAGUUUUUCUUUAUCGUAAAACCUUAUCAUCAUAUCAUUUAACUGACACUUUGAAACCUUCUAAAUUGAAUGUUGAUUUUAAUAAUCCUAAGGAAUGCAAAAACUGCAUUUUUCUUUCCCAUCAUAAAACUUUGAAUACAUUUUAUUUGAGGGGCUGGUUAAUAUUUAAACCAGCCUCAAAGUUAUUAAAAUGUAGCGAAUGCUGUCUGUGGUCGUCACAGUCGAAAAUCUCUAGUCUUGCACAAUAAUGUUGUUGCCAAGUUUUGUAAUAACACCUUGCAAUAUAAUUUGAAAAGCUCAGCAAUAUCUGACUGUCUAUUUUGAGAUUGGUUCUUUUUGUAUAUAUAUAAAGGGUCACAUAUGUUGUGCUCCAUAAUGUCUUCGUUAACACAUGUUGUGGACAAGUCACAAGUGUUUGACACAUUAUUUACCAAAGCCUGGGUGAAUUAAGGUGUAUGUGUGUAUUUAUCAAGGUAAAUAUAUAUAAGUGAACCAAUAUAAUGCAAAGAUUAAAUGUUUUUUGAAGUUAAUUAAGGCCUAAUUCCAGGACGAGCGAGAUGAGAAACAUUUUGCACGAAAAGGUUGAACGCAUGCGCAAAAUGGAGUGUUUCUCUGCAAAAUAUUUCUCUUCGCCUGGUAGUUGAAUUUGUUUCUACUCUGUUGCGAAAUGGAAAUAGCGAAGCCAAUCAAAUGCUUGUGUUUUGGAUGACAAAAUAGCGAAGCCAAUCAAAUGCUUGUGUUUUGGCGAUUUUUUCUCUACUUUGGAAAUCACUAUGAGAGAAAAUUUUUGCACAAGUGAAAAUUUGAUUAGUUGAACAUAUGAUUAGAAAAUAAGUCUGGGAAAGUGAGCUAUUUUGUGAACACUUUUAUUUUUGUGGCGUGUUUUAAAAUACAUCGAAAGUUCUGAUACACUUCAUGUAACUUCAAGUUCAAACACAUACAACUUUGGAACAAACGGUCCGUAGAUGUAGUGUAACAAAGUUUAACAAAGUUAAAACUAAAUGAUUGAUAGCUGGUCUCAAUGUUAUUGUGUGUGAAACAAGGUUUCCUUGAAUAUCAAACAGUUUUAAUUUAGUACAGUCAAGAGAAUACUAAACAUAAAAUAAUUCUGUUCUCUGUCAAAGUGUCAAUUUAUAAUGACAAAAAAAUUGCCGCCGAACUUCGAAAUAUCGGCGGCAAUUUUUUGCCACCGUAGAUUUAUCAAAAUUGCGAGGACUGUUUUGCUUAUCGUAGAAUUAGGUCUUUAGCUUUUCUCACACCACCAUUUUUGGGGCACUGCCUUUUCCAAAUCUGAGAUUGUAUGUAGUGAAUAAGGGAUUUAAAUAUUUUCUGACUUUCAGGUAUUACUGGUUAAUGAACCUAAUUAAAAUACAUAUUCAUGCAUUCUGUUUAUUUAGUCUCAAUUAUAUUUUUCAUAUUUUCCACUUGCAGAUACUAGGGGUUGGUUAGUUCAAAAACUUAAGACUGUAAAGACAAAAAAUGCAGACAAUAAAAUGUGUUGUUGUUGGUGAUGGUGCUGUUGGAAAAACAUGUCUAUUAAUUUCAUAUACAACAAAUAAAUUUCCAAGUGAAUAUGUUCCGACAGUAAGUGACUUUUUAAUCUUUUUGAACUGCAGUAAUAUGAAAGAAAGUUGCUUCAAUCAAGCUGUACUUUGUUAAAGGAAACUUGCAUUUGUUUUUAUAUCUGUUAACCCAUCAAAGCUCAACAAUAAAAUAGCCUGGCCUUAGACAGAGUAAAAUUAUAAAGCAUGAUGCAGCCUAAUGAGUUAAUUAAAGUAUUUUCAAGUGUAUUUAUGUGUGUUUUACAUUGUGGCUCUUGUUCUUCCUAGGUGUUUGAUAACUAUGCUGUAACAGUAAUGAUAGGUGGUGAACCAUAUACCUUAGGUUUAUUUGAUACUGCAGGUAUAUAUUUUUAUACAUCAUUAUAGUUCAUUCAUAUACAUAGAUACAAAAAACAGAUACAUAGUAAAACAGUCAAACCACAUACAGUGUAUGCUUACAAUAGUCGACUUGUUGGGUCUUUUCAGAAAAUAUCCACACUUUCACUAUGAAGGAAAUUGGAAGUUAACUGCCUAUCCCCUUCAGAUGUCCUAGUGCAUUUUACUAACAUCAUCAGAAGUAGAAUUUCCUAUCUUCAGGAAUGAGAUGGUGGAAAUUUCCUCCAUAGGUGGGAGUGUGGAUCUUUUCUGGAAUGACCCAUUAUUUAUUUGUCAUAUAUUACAGAAAUUUAGAGCAUACCCCAACUACAUAAAUAUUUUAUAAAGUGUAUUGGUUGAGCCACUGAAAAUAUACAUUUUGAGGUAUCUUAAAAUAUGAAGUUUUUUCCUGUGGACUGUCAAAAUGUUCACUCAGCUUGUGACAUCAUCUUAUUUACAUAUCAAGUAAACUGUAAUAUCUUCUAACCAAAGAAAGAUAUAAAAAUUUUGUAAGAUGACUUAAUUUUGUUGCCCAUACCCUUGAAUGCUUGCGAAGUACAUCUCUUAACCUAGUUAUCACAAAUUUCCCGAAAUAUGUAUUUAAUUAUCCCUCAAUUAACAAGUAUAUCAUAAAGACCAGUUGUGAGAUUGCUUAUCUUAUCUAUGUAGGUCAGGAAGAUUAUGACAGGUUGAGGCCUCUUUCCUAUCCUCAAACUGAUGUGUUCCUUGUGUGUUUUUCCGUUGUAUCGCCUGCUUCAUUUGAAAAUGUCAAAGAAAAGGUGUGUAUGUUGCAGAUAAGUAUAUUUAUUUUAAUCACUUAGCUGCAUGUUUACAUACAGUUAUUGAGAAAGAUUACCAGAUUGUUAUUGAGAAUAUUCGUCGUGUGAAUCUUUAGGAAAAGCAAACUAUUCAUUAAUUUAAGUUUGUUCAAAGCUGGAUUAGUGCCAGCCAACCCUGUAUUAUAAGUCAACCUGCUGUUUUAGUUUGUGUAUCUUUGUACGUUUGUUUAUCAUUACAAAACUCCAGUCCAGGCAAAAUGUGAUCCACGCAAGAUUUCUAAAGAAAUAUUCUCAAGUUUAUAAACAAGCUGUUCGGAGUUUGCAUUGAAUUUUUGGUUAAGCAAACCAGUUUUCAAACAGCCAGCCCCAGAAAAUUAUUUGUGGCUCUACGCAAUAGACCUUUCCCCUUAUAACUAAAAUUUUGAUCUAGGCAAGUCUAGACAAAUAUUUCAUCACAGCUUGAAAGAGCAUCACAAAAUUAGUAAUAUUCCAAAGUUUCGUUGCGAAAUGUUGUAAAAUGAGGAAAAUAGAGCCUUGCGAAGUUUGCAAUUUUCAGUCAUUUUGCAUUACAAACGGGAAAUUGCAGCCCCAACGCCCGAAUCGGAUGUCAAUUUCCCGUUUGUAAUACAAAAUGACUGAAAAACGGCAAACUUCGCAAGGCUAUAUUAUCCGCAUUUUACAAGAUUUUGCAACAAAAUUUUGGAAUAUUACUAAUUUUGUGAUGCUCUUUCAACCUGUGAUGAAAUUUUUGUCUAGAUCGAAAUUUUAGUUAUAAGGGGAAAGGUCCAUUGUUAUGUAGAAAAUUACUGCAUUCAAGUAAAUGAACAAGCUUUCGUUGGUCCCUAUGCACUGCCUGAAAAUAUAAGGAGACUUUCGAACUACAUGUAACAUGAGCUUUUAUACUGAGCUUUUAAAAUUACAUGAGGUUUUAUACAUAUCUCGCUCUCUACUAUAUAAUAAAUACAGUUAUUACUUAUUCAUUGUAGUGGGUUCCGGAAAUAACGCAUCAUUGCCCCAAAACGCCGUUCCUUCUCGUGGGCACGCAAGUCGAUCUGCGUGACGACGCAACAACGAUAGAGAAACUCGCGAAGAAUCGCCAAAAGCCAAUCACCGUCGAGCAAGCGGAGAAACUCGCGCGCGAAUUACGCGCUGUAAAAUACGUCGAGUGCUCUGCCCUCACACAGAAAGGCCUCAAAAAUGUCUUCGACGAAGCGAUCCUCGCCGCCUUAGAACCGCCCGAGCAACCCAAAAAGAGAAAAUGUGUGUUGUUGUAAGACGUUUUAGAUGUAUGGCUAAAAGCAUGAUUCGCAUUGGAUGUUUCCCUUUCACAAACUGAAGAAAUCUACGAGGACAUGUAUAGGACAAUUGACUACAGUCUUAAUUUAAGAGUAAUUCGGUGAAUAUUUUCUAUAUAUCUUAUUAUGAUUUUGUAUAUCAUUAUUACUGCAUGUUGGUAGGACAAGACGACGAAUGGUUUUGUGCUGUGAGAGAGUAUUUCACAGCCGCGCUUUUUGAAUAAGAACCCGUGGCCAGAAAACACGGACAUGUACUUCGUUAUACUAUUUUGCAUAUCACCCGUAUUAUAUUGCGCGAUGCUGCAUGUAAGUCGCAAAAUCAGAGAAUACGACAGGUCGUUUGCAAUUUGCUUCAAUUGCUGGUUGCGGAACAUACUUUAUAGCAAUAUUUAUUUGCCUGGUGUAAGUUACUGCCUAUUCUGCAUUUUCGUUUGUUCCUAGUGGCAGUAUUGUGGUAUUCUUAUCAACCUCUGUACAAAUAUUGAAAAUACUUCGUCAUACUUCGUCUUGCACCCAGCGAUUGAGGCAAGUUGCAAACGACCUACUUUAUUCUUAGAUUUAACAACGUCGCGUAAUAUAAAUUCACAGUUGAAACCAUAUUUCAACGUGAUGUGCAAAUUACGAAGGAAGUAGAGUACAUUAUGCCCAUAAUUUCUGGCCAUAAAAUAUGCUCUCGUUUCCAGGCUCUUCCUUCUUGUGAGGCCUGGGGAAGAGGUGGUAGGCUAGGUUUAUUUUGUGCAGAACCUCUGUUGCAGAACAGUAUAAGCACACGUAAACAGAUGAUUUUUGGCAAGCACGUCAAGUGAAUUUUAUUCCUCCCCUCUCCCCUUUAUAUACAAUUGAGUGCCAGCUUUUUGAGACAAUUCAAAGAAACCGAUCUGGUCACCUCUGAUAUUUAAAUCUAUACAGUUUCAUAAUAGGCUUGUGAAGCCGAAGGGAUGAUUAACUUAUAUAAAAAUCAAUUGAAUUAAGAUAUUUUUUAAUCUUUGUGUGAAACCUGUAUUGAAAAUGUAUGCAUACGAAGUCGCCCAAUUGUAAUGUGAAAGCUGGUGAUAAUAUAUCUCUAAUAUAUUUCUUGCAUGCCCAAAUGUUUUGUUUACAAUGUGGUCUCGAAAAUUUUUACCCAUGUUUUUGCCGUAAUGGGCUGGUCCCAUUCGCAAAAUAGGCAAAGGCAACUUGACGCAAGGGAUUUAGAACGUGGGUUAGAAAUUCGAGUCCAGCUGGCAUCAAAACAACCCUUCAAUUAACUUUUCUUAAUAACACAAAAUUUGUUUCAAAAAAUAUAUUUAACAGCACUGUUGCCAUUAAUGUACGUAUGGUCACAUAUACGGUCUCUAUGGUAAAUUGCAAUUAACACGCCACAUGACUCGAUAUUGUCUGUAUGUAUUGAUUUCUAGUAUUGUGUACAAAAAUAAGAUAGUUUAAACUUUGCUUUUUGUCUAUUUAGUUGUUUUGUUUUGUUUUUUCCAUCCCGUCCAAACUGUCAUGUGGAAAGCAACAGCGAUAUUAUGGUCAUCAUUUAUGGGGGGCACCGAAGAGAAAAGGGUUGGGUAAUACAAAUUGAUGUCCUAUUUCAAAUCCGAGUUGGUGUUUUAGACGUGGUUUCUAAAUCCUAGUCCACGAACAAUGGCGAGGCGUAGCCGAGCCAUUGUUCGUGGCACUUUGGGAUUUGGAAAGCCAAGUCGUAAAACACCAACGAGGUGUGUGGUAAUGUGAUGAUGUGUGAUAAUGUCAUUUCCAAAGCAUGACUCACUAAAAUAUUGAGACCCAAAAAGAAAAUAUGUCAACGGUCAUAUGUCAAUACAAUAUGUAAACCAAUCAGAAUCGUGCAAUAAUCUUGAUCACGUCAGGAGGCAAAUGGUGUGUCUCCAAAGAAAGUACAUGUGCAGACAACAUGGAAAUAUUUGUGUACAAAGUGUCGCUCCUUUGACAUUACUUGUUCGUAAACGUGUAAACUGUAAAAAUUAGUAUAAAAACUCUAAAAAAAAUUUUUAAAAAAUAUACUCUGUUAAGACAAAAAGACGGUUCUAGCCAGAUAACACUUUAAGUUAGAUUAAUAAACAUGUCAAUGUUAUGCAUGUUAGUAGAAAUAGUUUUGGUGGGACUUAAUUGGAUCUUAUUUAAGAUCUGUUGUCCUUUUCCUUCAAUCAUUUGUUAAUAUAUGUUAUUGAUUGUAAAGUUAAUAAAAAAAAAACUAAAAAAACUUCAGGCUGCAGAAAAUUGCACAAGUAGUUGUAAAACUCGUGUCACAGAAAUAGUAAAGUGUUGACAACUGAAUGAUAUCCUUUGUUCCGUUUGUGGCCAGGGGUGCGCCAUCUUAAGGUUGGGUAAAUUUUUUUGACUUUUUAAUGGUUGAACCAGCGAAAUUUUUACCAAUAAAACAUUUCUCUUCGGUGCCACCCCAGCCAUAAAUAAUGACGGGUCCCUUAUCAGUCCGAAAGCCUUCCAAAUCAUUAUCUUCGUUCCAUUUUCUUUUUCGAUUCAUCAAAUUGUUUGCUGCCAAGAUUGUUGCAGUUGAGGAUGAUUUUGCCAUCACCACCUAGCAUCGAAACAUCGUCCGGGGACGAGCGGUAAUAUUUCCAAAGUCAAGGAAAUGUCAGAAUUUCUCGACGUUAAUGUUUGACUUCAGUAUUUCUUUAUUUCUUCUCAUCGCUGAAAAUCAACUGAAACUUUCCCAGAUUUUCCAAAGGAAUUAUUUUCUCUUUCUUUUUGCUUUUCUCGAACACCUCCAAAACCAGUUCUGUAAAGUGUAACGUACAAGCGAUAAUAGUGAGGUUUACAUUUGAC